This is a messenger RNA of Pocillopora damicornis (cauliflower coral), 618 nucleotides long. RefSeq lists its product as uncharacterized. The record is from RefSeq and is a predicted model, not a curated record. Gene Ontology annotation, molecular function: oligosaccharide binding. Lineage: Eukaryota; Metazoa; Cnidaria; Anthozoa; Scleractinia; Pocilloporidae.
CUCGCCGCAAAAACCAUGAUCGCCUUAUUUCGAAUUGGCAUCAUUUUAUCUGCCUAUAUUUCAGGCGUCUAUCUACAAAACCUCUGUUCAUCGUACUUCACUUUUUCACACUGGCCGCAAAAACAGUCGCUUAGAGACACAAUAAAAACUGCUGAGUUCACCUCUGCAACUUCGAUAGCUUGCGCAUUAAGAUGCAACACGAGAAGCCACUGCGAUAAGGCGACCUUUGACAGAGACACUAAGAGAUGCUCUCUUUAUCAAAACAAGGGAAAAGAUUCCACUGAUAUCCAUGCCAGCGACGUAGAUCCAAAGUUAAGAAUUGUGACCCUGAGAAAGGUUCCGAUUCUUCCAGUGAGCGAAGAUCUGGAAGGAAGCUGUCCUUAUGGAAUUUACAACAAUGAUGAUAACCGUGGUUCCGUCUCUUCAACGAUAACAGACGAUCAAACAACGAUGAGGGCUUCGUGUAGUGAUAUCUUACAACGAAAUAGCUCAAGCCCAAGUGGUUUUUACAACAUAACAACUGGUGGAGAUACGUGGAAAACAUAUUGCAAAAUAGGAAGAAUUCCUGGAUGUGGAGAAGGAGGCUGGACACUAGUAAUGCGAAUCAAUGGAUCAAAG